Chrysochloris asiatica (Cape golden mole) is the source of this 1926-nucleotide messenger RNA. RefSeq names its product interferon-induced guanylate-binding protein 2-like. The transcript is spliced from 13 exons. Bases 1 to 1926 code for a protein of 641 amino acids. NCBI's taxonomy places the organism in Eukaryota, Metazoa, Chordata, Mammalia, Afrosoricida, Chrysochloridae. Gene Ontology annotation, molecular function: GTP binding; GTPase activity. The record is from RefSeq and is a predicted model, not a curated record. Gene Ontology annotation, biological process: defense response to Gram-positive bacterium; defense response to protozoan.
AUGGAUAACACUGAAAAUAAUGGGAAUUUUAGGACACUUAUUUUGAUCGAGAGGAACCUGCACACAGACCAACAGGCAAAAAUUCAAAUAGAACAAGGAAGUAUUGAAUGGUUGAAACUCAGGAAAGGAAAAUACGGGCAUCUUAAGGCUCUCGCCAUGGGACCUGUGGGACCACUCAGCUUAAGAUCUCAGCGCAGACAACUGGCAGGACAGUUUACCCAUGGCAAAGAGAGAGGGAAGGGGGCAGCAACUUUUGACACCAUCCGCGCCCCCAAAUCUGAAGCCGUGUAUAUCAGUCGCGUUGCCCUACUCAGUUGUAUAGUAGAUUUGAGUGAUUUUGGCUUCUCUCUGGGCUCCACAGUGCAGUCUCACACUAAGGGAAUUUGGAUGUGGUGUGUGCCUCAUCCCAAUAAGCCAACCCACACCCUAGUUCUGCUUGACACCGAGGGACUGGGAGAUAUAGAGAAGGGAGACAACCAGAAUGAUUCUUGGAUCUUUGCUUUGGCGAUACUACUGAGCAGCACUUUCGUAUACAAUAGCAUGGGAACCAUCAACCAACAGGCCAUGGACCAACUGCAUUAUGUGACUGAGCUGACAGAUCGAAUCCGGUCAAAAUCCUCACCUGAUAAUAGCGAGUGCUGUGACUCAGCUGACUUUGUGAGCUUCUUUCCAGACUUCGUGUGGACACUAAGAGAUUUCUCCCUGGAACUGGAAGCUCAUGGAAAACCUAUCACUCCUGAUGAGUACUUGGAGAUUUCACUGAAGCUAAAACAAGGUACUGACCAAAAAGCUAAACGCUUUAAUGAGCCUCGAUUGUGCAUCCGGAAGUUCUUCCCCAAGAAGAAGUGCUUCAUUUUUGACAGACCCGCUCCAAGAAAGCACCUUAUUCACCUGGAGCAGCUAGAGGAGGAAGAACUGAGCGAGGAGUUUGUAGAACAAGUUGAAGAGUUCUGCUUCUACAUCUUCAGCCAAUCCAAGGCCAAGACUCUUUCAGGCGGCAUCAUAGUCAACGGGCCUCGUCUGAAGAACCUAGUACUGACCUAUGUCAAUGCCAUCAGCAGUGGAGAUCUGCCCUGCAUGGAGAACGCAGUUCUGACCUUGGCUCAGAUAGAGAACUCAGCUGCAGUGCAAAAGGCCAUUGUCCACUAUGAUCAACAGAUGGGCCAGAAGGUGCAGUUGCCCACAGAAACCCUGCAGGAACUUCUGGACCUGCACAGGGCCAUUGAGAGAGAGGCCAUUGAAGUCUUCAUGAAGAGCUCCUUCAAGGAUGUGGACCAAAAGUUCCAGAAGGAAUUAGGGGACCAGUUACAAGCAAAGCGAGAUGAUUACUGUAAACAGAAUGCAAAAGCAUCCAAAGAAUGUUGUGAGACUUUACUUCAGGACAUUUUUAGUCCUCUUGAAGAAGAUGUGAAGCAGGGAAUAUUUUCCAAACCAGGAGGUUAUCGUCUCUUUAUUCAGAAGAAACAGGAGUUGGUGAAAAAGUACUAUGAGGUGCCCAGAAAGGGGAUACAGGCAGAAGAUACACUGAUGAAGUACUUGGAAUCCAAAGAAGAUGUGGCUGAUGCACUUCUACAGACUGAUCAGUCACUCACAGAAAAGGAGAAAGAAAUUGAAGUGGAACGUGUAAAAGCAGAAUCUGCAGAGGCUGCAAACAAAAUGCUAGAGGAACUCCAAAAGAAGAAUGAGUUAAUGAUGGAACAGAAAGAAAAGAGCUAUCAGGAACAUGUGAGACAAUUGACAGAGAAGAUGCAAAGUGAUAGGGUUCAGCUAAUGGCAGAACAAGAGAAGACCCUUGCUCUGAAACUUCAGGAACAGAAACUACUUCUUUUGGAGGGAUUUGAAAAAGAGAGCAAGAAACUUCUAAACGAGAUCCAAGAUAUCAAGAAUAGACCAGUAGAUAUAGUCUCAGGGUGUAUCAUACUCUGA